Messenger RNA from Ailuropoda melanoleuca (giant panda), 482 nucleotides. Its product is annotated as metallothionein-1A. Gene Ontology annotation, cellular component: nucleus; cytoplasm. The record is from RefSeq and is a predicted model, not a curated record. Gene Ontology annotation, biological process: intracellular zinc ion homeostasis; cellular response to cadmium ion; detoxification of copper ion. Gene Ontology annotation, molecular function: metal ion binding. The transcript is spliced from 3 exons. Bases 133 to 318 code for a protein of 61 amino acids. Lineage: Eukaryota; Metazoa; Chordata; Mammalia; Carnivora; Ursidae.
GCUUUUGCACUCGCCCCGGCUCCUUCCCGCUAUAAAGGGGGCCCGCAGCGCGGCGCUCCACUACGCCCUCCCGAAGCGACUCCAGGUUCUCGUGCAGCCGUCUCCGGACUCCAGCCACCGCUUCUCCUCGCUAUGGAUCCCAACUGCUCCUGCGCCACCGGUGGCUCCUGCACGUGCGCCGGCUCCUGCAAAUGCAAAGAGUGCAAAUGCACCUCCUGCAAGAAGAGCUGCUGCUCCUGCUGCCCGGCCGGCUGUACCAAGUGUGCCCAGGGCUGCAUCUGCAAAGGGGCUUCGGACAAGUGCAGCUGCUGUGCCUGAUGACCGGGAGAGCCUGUUCCCGAUGUAAAUAGAACCACGUGUACAAACCUACAGUGUUUUUUUGGUGCUUUUGUUUUGGGUACAACCCUGAGCCUUUGCUACAUUCCUUGUUGUUGUUUUUUCCCUAUAAAAUACAUGAAUUAUAAUAAAAGUUGUCAACUUUA